CCAGGCAAAGAUUUGCAACAGGAAUUAGCAGUCUUCCUUCCUCCGUUACUUUGCUAUUCUGUUUUGCCACCCCCACAGGCAAACAUUGCACAUUCGGAGUAGACCGGGAUUGAAUGGACAUUGGAGCCACGGCCACAAGCUCCUCGUACUCUCCUCAGCAGACUGGAAUAACGAAAGAGUGCAAUAGGUACUACUUUGUACAGAAGGAUGACUCCUGCGCUGGCAUUGCCAUUAAGUACAGUAUUUCCGUCACAGACUUCUAUAACUGGAAUCCGGCUGUAGGUUUGUCUUGCGGAACACUACUAGCUGGUUAUUAUGUUUGUGUUGGUAUCUCUGGCACAUCCACAACGACCGAGAAAUCCACCACUACCACUGCUGCAGCAACAUCAGCUGGUCCUUCUCCAACCCAGGCUGGUAUAACCGCCGACUGUGAGACCUACUAUCAGGCAGUGUCCGGCGACAGCUGCUGGUCUAUUGUCAACGAAAAAUAUACCUACCUGACUUCGGAUGAAUUCUACACCUGGAAUCCAGCUGUUGGAUCAUCGUGCGCCAAUCUGCAGGGAGGAUAUUACUACUGCGUUGCUACUAAGACAGUUCAUCCCAUGCCUAACACUACCAGCACCUGCAAGACAUGGCAUCUAGUCGCCAGUGGCGACAGUUGCUGGUCAAUUGAGCAGCAGUAUUCCAUUACUGCCACUCAAUUCGGAACCUGGAAUCCUUAUGUGGGCUCUUCUUGCGCGUCUCUCUGGCUGGGUUACUAUGUAUGUGUUGGUAUUUGAGGGGCAAAGUACAGGGAAUGAAAAAAGAGCUACCGGGCCACCACGGAGCGGAUUUGAGCUCAACAACUCUUCAUAUGCGUAAAAUGAUACAUGAUGUUAAUUCUCUCGUAUUGACUU
Messenger RNA from Aspergillus novofumigatus IBT 16806, 896 nucleotides. RefSeq lists its product as uncharacterized. The record is from RefSeq and is a predicted model, not a curated record. The coding region runs from base 114 to 779 and encodes 221 amino acids. Lineage: Eukaryota; Fungi; Ascomycota; Eurotiomycetes; Eurotiales; Aspergillaceae. The transcript is spliced from 4 exons.